Messenger RNA from Helianthus annuus (common sunflower), 4234 nucleotides. RefSeq names its product ABC transporter B family member 21. Gene Ontology annotation, biological process: transmembrane transport. NCBI's taxonomy places the organism in Eukaryota, Viridiplantae, Streptophyta, Magnoliopsida, Asterales, Asteraceae. Gene Ontology annotation, molecular function: ABC-type transporter activity; ATP binding; ATP hydrolysis activity. The record is from RefSeq and is a predicted model, not a curated record. Gene Ontology annotation, cellular component: membrane. The transcript is spliced from 11 exons. The coding region runs from base 160 to 4098 and encodes 1312 amino acids.
UAUAUAUAUAUGUAUAGCAUAUAUCCACUUUUCUCCUUUCACUCAACUGCAAUUUCUGGAGUAUCCACUCUGCACUGUGAUUAAUUAAUCACACCGCCAUUGUUCAAAGUGCAAAUCUACAAAUUCUGUAAUCAGUUAAUCACUCCAUAAGGCGGUAAGAUGACCGCGGGUGGUGAAGAGAAGACGGAUGCGUCCACCUCUGGGACCGGUGACGGUGUUGAAGACUCUGAAUUGGGGAAAGCAAAGGAAAAGGAGAGCACUGAUACGGUGCCGUUUUAUAAGCUGUUUGCUUUUGCUGAUCUUACUGAUUACAUACUAAUGAUCACGGGUACUGUUAGUGCUAUCGGUAAUGGAAUAUGCCUGCCUCUAAUGACUAUUCUAUUGGGCGACCUUAUUAAUUCUUUUGGUCACAACCAGAAUAAUAAUGUCGUCGACGUUGUUUCCAAGGUAGCGCUGAAAUAUUUGUACCUGGGUAUUGGAUGUGGUGUUGCAUCAUUCCUCCAGGUUGCAUCAUGGAUGAUAACAGGAGAAAGACAAGCUGCAAGAAUAAGGAGUUUGUAUCUAAAAACCAUUUUACGACAAGACGUAUCCUUCUUUGACAAAGAAACAAACACGGGGGAAGUUGUUGGCAGGAUGUCAGGUGACACCGUACUCAUACAAGACGCCAUGGGGGAGAAGGUUGGAAAAUUCAUACAACUAUUUUCAACAUUUGUGGGAGGUUUCGUCGUAGCGUUGGUCCAGGGUUGGCUUCUUACACUUGUCAUGUUAACCUCGAUUCCUCCAUUGGUUAUUUCUUUUUCGGUUAUGGCGAUAAUGGUAGCCAAGAUGGCAACGCGCGGCCAAACCGCUUAUGCUAAAGCAGCUACUGUAGUUGAACAGACAAUCGGCUCAAUCCGGACGGUUGCAUCUUUCACGGGGGAGAAAAAAGCGGUUGCAGAUUACAAUAAAUCACUUGUUGAUGCUUACAAUUCUAGUAUUCAAGAAAGCCUGAUAGCUGGCUUCGGUCUUGGAACAGGGGUUUUCAUUAUGUUCUGUAGUUACGCGUUGGCUGUCUGGUUCGGUGCAAAGAUGAUACUAGAAAGGGGGUACACUGGUGGGGAUGUGCUUACUGUAGUUUUUGCUGUGCUGACUGGAUCCAUGUCACUUGGUCAGGCAUCUCCCUGUUUGAGUGCAUUUGCUGCGGGUCAGGCCGCAGCAUUCAAGAUGUUCGAAACUAUAAACCGAAAGCCUGAAAUAGACGCGUAUGACACAAAGGGGAAAGUAUUAGACGAUAUUCGUGGUGACAUAGAAUUAAAAGAUGUGUAUUUUAGCUAUCCAGCAAGACCAGAUGAAGAAAUAUUUAGCGGAUUUUCACUCUGCAUCUCCAGUGGGACGACUGCAGCUUUGGUUGGUGAAAGUGGAAGCGGAAAGUCAACGGUGAUUAGCCUGUUAGAGAGAUUUUACGAUCCUCAACAAGGUGAAGUUCUUAUUGAUAAUAUAAAUUUAAAAGAAUUUCAACUAAAAUGGAUUAGAGAGAAAAUUGGUCUUGUUAGCCAAGAACCGGUUCUGUUUACAUCAAGCAUUAAGGAUAAUAUUUUGUACGGCAAAGAUGGCGCGUCUAUGGAUGAAAUUAGAGUUGCGAUUGAGCUUGCAAAUGCUGCUAAGUUCAUCGAUAAACUACCACAGGGAUUGGACACCAUGGUUGGUGAGCAUGGAAUACAACUCUCUGGCGGACAAAAGCAAAGAGUUGCUAUAGCCAGAGCCAUUCUUAAAGAUCCCAGAAUCCUUCUUCUGGAUGAAGCAACAAGUGCUCUCGAUGCAGAGUCCGAGAGGGUUGUGCAGGAGGCUUUAGACAGGAUAAUGGUCAAUAGAACAACCGUCAUCGUUGCACAUCGUUUAAGCACAGUCAGAAAUGCGGACUUGAUUGCAGUUAUUCACAGAGGAAAGAUGAUUGAGCAAGGGUCACAUUCAGAGCUAGUACAGGAUCCUGAAGGAGCAUACUCUCAACUUAUAAAAUUACAGGAAGUUGAUAGUGAUUCAGAAUCAGAGGACCAACAAACCGAAAAAGAACUCACAAGUCCAUCAGGUCACAAGAUAUCUCAUCGGCGGUCAUCUAGCAGCCACCGCCACUCAAAGUCUCAGUCAUUCCGUUUGUCACCAUCGCCACACGGUUUGUCACCGUCACCACAUAGUAUGUCACCAUUGCCACACGGUUUGUCACUGUCGCCACAUAAUAUGUCACCAUUGCCAUUGUCGCCCCAUAGUAUGUCACCGUUACCACACGGUUUGCCACCGUCGCCACAAGUCAAUGACCCGCCUCCGGAAUCCAUGGAAAAAGACUUGGAUGAAUCAUCAAAAGACCGGCCACAAGUUCCACUUCGACGACUUGCCUAUCUCAACAAACCAGAAAUACCAGUUCUCAUAAUCGGUUCAAUAGCGGCUAUUAUCAACGGUACAGUAUACCCGAUGUUUAGCAUACUACUUUCCCGCAUGAUCAAAACAUUUUACGAACCGCCGCAUAAACUGCGAUCCGACUCGAAAUACUGGUCUGUAAUGUUCCUACUCCUUGGACUAGUGGCAUUUGUAGCAUAUCCAGGGAGAUCUUAUCUGUUUGCUGUCGCCGGAUCUAAACUUAUAAAAAGAAUCAGAUCACUAUGCUUUGAGAAAGUGGUGAAUAUGGAGGUUGGUUGGUUCGACAAGCCAGAAAACUCUAGCGGUGCCAUCGGUGCUCGGCUGUCCGUGGAUGCAGCCAGUGUUCGUGGGUUGGUCGGUGACGCACUUGCUCAAAUUGUUCAAGACUCCGCGUCUGUUGCCACUGGUUUAGUAAUUGCAUUUGCAGCUUGUUGGCAGUUAGCCCUCAUAAUUCUUGCCAUGAUUCCGUUAAUGAGUGCCAAUGGGUAUGUUCAAAUGCAAGCCAUGAAAGGGUUAAGUUCUGAUUCUAAACUAAUGUACGAGGAAGCAAGUCAGGUGGCGAAUGAUGCUGUCGGGAGUAUAAGGACAGUAGCGUCUUUUUGCGCAGAAGAGAAAGUUAUGCAACUGUAUAGAAAUAAAUGCGAGGGCCCGAAACAGGCCGGGAUUAAACAGGGUUUAAUCACAGGAAUCGGGUUCGGGGCUUCGUACUUUUUACUCUUUUGUUUGUAUGCAGCCAGUUUUUACAUAGGAGCCCGGUUUGUUGAAUCUGGAAUAACAAAUUUUGAAGAUGUUUUUCGGGUUUUCUUUGCUCUAAUGUUGGCGGCGUUAGCAGUGUCUCAAUCAAGCGCAUUUGGACCCGAUACAACUAAAGCUAAAAGCUCUGCGAACUCGGUUUUUGCGAUUCUUGACCGAGAGUCGGAAAUCGACUCGAGUGAUGAAUCGGGUUUGACUUUGGAAACGGUCAAAGGGGAAAUAGAUAUUCGUCAUGUUAGUUUUAGAUAUCCUACCCGACCCGAUGUUGAGAUCUUUCGUGAUCUAUGCUUAACCAUCCAUAGUGGCAAGACAGUGGCAUUGGUCGGUGAGAGCGGAAGCGGGAAAUCAACGGUUAUCCAACUCUUACAAAGAUUUUACAAUCCGGAUUCGGGUUGUAUCACAUUGGAUGGAACCGAGCUACACAAAUUUCAACUCAAGUGGCUAAGGUUACAGAUGGGUCUAGUUAGUCAAGAACCCGUGUUAUUCAAUGGCACCAUUCGCGCCAAUAUUGCUUAUGGAAAGGAUGGUGAAGCUACCGAGGCCGAAAUAUUAGCUGCUUCCGAGUUGGCCAAUGCCCACAACUUCAUUAGCGGGUUGCACGAGGGUUAUAACACUAAGGUAGGAGAAAGAGGUGUACAAAUGUCGGGUGGCCAGAAACAAAGAGUAGCGAUUGCUAGAGCCAUUGUAAAAAGUCCCAAGAUACUACUGCUAGAUGAGGCCACAAGUGCACUAGAUGCCGAGUCAGAAAGAGUGGUUCAAGAUGCAUUGGACAAGGUUAUGAUUAACCGGACCACAGUGGUCGUGGCUCAUCGGUUAUCGACCAUUAGGGGUGCAGAUGUCAUCGCAGUUGUAAAAAAUGGAGUAAUCGUUGAGAUAGGAAAACAUGAAAAGCUGAUCAAUAUCAAGGAUGGAUUUUAUGCAUCUUUAGUUGCACUUCAUAGCUCCUCAAAUUAGUUACCAUUUCUUCCCUUCUGUUAUUUAAGUUUAGAUAGUACAUAUGCAUGUCAAUAAGUUUGUUUUGUGUUUUGUAUUAUAAAAAGUGAACGAUUGUUAAAUAUUAAUUGAAAAUAAAAGCUAAUGUGUAUCAAUA